AUGAAAUAGAAAACGUCAAAGUCAAAGGCAGCUUCCUAACCUAGUUCGUACCUAGCGGCGAGUCAUAAUUUCACAACAGUUUUAUAAUAUUUCAAAGAUGUAUGGGAAUGAGAAUAAAGGGUUAAAUUAAAGUUUCAUCCAUCAACCCUAUUUUAUAACAAUUAAAUAUUUUAUUUAGUUUUUGAGGGAAGUGAAAAAUAAUUAGUAAUGCUUAGAGUCAAAGCCGUAUCUGCAAUUUACAUCGAGAGUCAAGCUCUCGAACUGCUCUCGGCGGCGAGAAGAGAUGUGUACAAGCUGUUCCGCACCAGCUCGCUGAGCACGCAGGCUCCCUCCUCACAGCAUCCAAGGAGAAUUAAGCAUUAUAGAACGACAGUACUGACGUCGUCGCGAGGCGACAGCGAUGGCGCCCCCCCCGGCCCCCGCGCGCCGCCCCCGCGCUCUCCGCCCCCGCCCCCGCCGCCGCCCCCACCGCGCCGCUCCUGGCUGCUCACGGCCACCGCCGUCACCGUCACGGCGUCGCUCGGCGGGGUCUACUUCUAUAGAAAACUGAGCGAGGACAACGAGAGCCAGCCGGCAGUCCAGCCGGAGCCCAGCGCGGCGAGCGCGGCGUCAGAGCCCGAGCCCAUCCCCAGCUCUGGCGAGGACAUCCCGCGGCGCGUGCAGUUCCUGCUGGUGGGCGCGGGCACGGCCUCGUUCGCGGCCAUGCGCGCCAUCCGCUCGGCGCGGCCCGACGCGCGCGUGCUGCUGGUGGGCGCCGAGCCCGAGCUGCCCUACAUGCGGCCGCCGCUCAGCAAGGAGCUGUGGCGCGAGCCCGACCUGGCUACGCGCGCGCCGCACCUGGACGCGCUCUCCUUCCGCCAGUGGAACGGGCGCCGCCGCUCCGUGGCCUACGAGCCGCCCGCCUUCUACACGCCCGUGGCCAGCCUGCCCGACAGCGCGGGCGGCGCGGCCGUGGCGCGCGGCUGGCGCGUGGUGCGCCUGGACGCCGUGCGCCACGAGGCCGAGCUGCGCGCGCCGGGCCGCGAGCCCGUGCGCGUGCACUACGACAAGUGCCUCGUGGCCACCGGCGUGCGCGCGCGGCGAACUGCGCGAGCGGCGGCCGCCGGGCGCGCGCUGGCGCUGCGCGGCGUGCGCGACGCGGCGCGGCUGGCGCAGGAGCUGGAGCGGCCCGGCGUGCGGCGCGUGGCCGUGCUGGGCGGCGGCUUCCUGGCGUCCGAGCUGAGCGCGGCGCUGGCCGAGCGCCUGCUGGCGGACGGGCGCGAGGUGCUGCAGCUGUUCCGCGAGCGCGCGCCGCUGGCGGGCGUGCUGCCGCCCUACCUGGCGCAGGAGGCGGCGCGGCGCCUGCGCGAGGCGGGCGUGGCGCUGCGCCCCGCCGCCGAGGUGGUGGCGGCGGCGCCCGACGCGCGCGGCGUGGCGCUGCGGCUGGCCUCGGGCGAGGAGCUGCGCGCGGACCUGGUGGUGGAGUGUGUGGGCAGCGAGGUGGACGAGGAGCUGGCGCGCGCGUCGGAGCUGGAGACGCACCCGGAGCUGGGCGGGCUGCUGGUGAACGCGGAGCUGCAGGCGCGCACCGACGUGUACGCGGCGGGCGACGUGGCCUGCUUCUACGACGUGGUGCUGGGGCGGCGGCGCGUGGAGCACCACGACCACGCCGUCGUGUCGGGCCGCCUGGCCGGCGAGAACAUGGCCGGUGUCGCGCCGCCCAAGCACUACACGCACCAGAGCAUGUUCUGGAGCGACCUCGGGCCGCAGCUCGGCUACGAGGCCAUCGGCAUCAUCGACUCGCGACUCCCCACCGUGGGCGUGUUCUCCGCCGACGCGGUGACGGACACGGCGGCGGCGGCGCAGCUGGAGGCGGCGGCGGGCGAGGGUGGCGCGGUGGCGGGCGAGGCGGGCGCGCUGCGGCCGGUGGCGGCGGCGUCGGACGCGGGCGGCGCGGCGGAGGCGGACGCGGCGGCGCGGCGCUACGAGCGCGGCGUGGUGUUCUACCUGCGCGAGCGGCGCGUGGUGGGCGUGCUGCUGUGGAACCUGUUCAACCGCAUGCACGUGGCGCGUCAGGUGCUGGCGCAGGGCGAGUUCGACGACCUGUUCGAGGUGGCCAAGCUGUUCUCGCUGCACGAGGAUGACUAAACAGUAUUGGAUGGAUACACAGCGGGGACUCGGAGAGCAUUUAUCUGUUAUAACUUUGUAAAUAACUAUUAUAAAAUAAUAAUAAAACUGAUCUAGAUAUUA
Molecule: messenger RNA, 2229 nt
Organism: Helicoverpa armigera (cotton bollworm)
Lineage: Eukaryota; Metazoa; Arthropoda; Insecta; Lepidoptera; Noctuidae
Product: apoptosis-inducing factor 1, mitochondrial
Biological process (GO): mitochondrial respiratory chain complex assembly; apoptotic process
Cellular component (GO): cytoplasm; mitochondrion
Molecular function (GO): NAD(P)H oxidase H2O2-forming activity; protein dimerization activity; FAD binding
Source: RefSeq, a predicted model, not a curated record